UACAGAGAGAGGGAGAGACAAGCCACGAUCCGCCAUAGCUGUAGAGAUCCCCACAGGAGGAAAAAGUGAGAGGAGAAAAGGCUUCGUAAGACCCCUAAACCAUGCCUUCGGGUGCUAAGAAGAGGAAAGCUGCCAAGAAAAAGAAGGAACAAGCUGCCCAUCAAACCACCAUCGCCACCAAAUCAAACCGCGGAAACGAUGAUCCGAGAAGCCAAGAAGAGAGGGAGAUUGAUCAUAGCUUCAAUUCGCCAGCAUCUCAAACUGUGAAAGAAGCUUCUGUGAUCAGCGGGGAAGACACAAUCAAAAUCGAAAAGGAACCGGAACCCGAAGAGAGCAUAGAGAUAACUGAUUCAAGCCCUGAACAGGACAAGAACUCUAGCAGCAGCAGCAGUAGCACCAGCAGCAGAAGCCAUAGCGGCUCAGAUGAUGAAUCUCGGGAAACUGAGAAGAGAGAUGAUACAGAGGUAGAUGAAGUAAUUUUGAAAUCUCUGUCAAAACAAGCCAUCUUGGUUGGUGGAAAUGCUCCAUGUUCAGUUCCUAGUGCUAAUACCAUUAUAGAAGAUACUGGUCCAGUGCAAGCAAUGGUUGCUGCGCCCAACUCAAGGGAACAUAUUCAAAUGGAGAAUAUAUCAGAGAAAGCUUCUGUAGUCUCAGUUGUUGAUACAGUGGUCUCAAAUGAGGAUGAAGAGAAAUCGUUGCCUAUUGCAAAUGAGAAUUCCACCAAAGAUGUUUCAGGCGCAAUUGACUCUGACGCCAAAGAAGACGCGGGCAAAACAUUACCUGUGUCUGACCCUAUUCCCGAAACCAAUGGUGUUCCUGAAGGCCUCAAAGUACCAGAGGUUUCCAUGUCUCAUCAGAAAGAAGUUCCGGUGCCAUCACCCCUCAGGAUCGGGCAAAGAACCUCAUGGUUAAGUUGCUGUGGCUUGUUUGAUGUGAUAACAGGGUCCAGAGUAUAAACUGAGAAUCAUCCGUUAUUGCGGUUUGAGGAGCUUGGAUUCUCUCUGUAGGUGGAAAUUCAGAGACUUGAUAAAGACCCAUUUCAUCCAAGAACGCAAAAAGCACCUUCGUAGCGGUAAAAAGGGCGAUGCAGCUGUCUACUACGAGUCCCGUCUUCAGUUUGAUCCUUCUCACAUUGCCCUGUUCUUGUCUUUUUUACUUGGGCUCUGUAAGGUUUGAGACCUUAUUUGGUGAACUUAUAUACAAAACUAGAUUAUAUCCCCAUGCAUGAUCGUGGGUUAUAUCAAAUCUUUUUUUAUUUAUUUUAUUUAAUGGACUCCUGUUAUUUUGUUUU
Molecule: messenger RNA, 1291 nt
Organism: Tarenaya hassleriana
Lineage: Eukaryota; Viridiplantae; Streptophyta; Magnoliopsida; Brassicales; Cleomaceae
Product: suppressor protein SRP40
Exons: 4
Coding region: 102-956 (284 amino acids)
Source: RefSeq, a predicted model, not a curated record